AAUGAAAUUUAGUUCCAAACUAGUUGUCAGUCCGUUCGUACGCGCCUCGGUCUCGGAGUUUCUGUUGAGCCCACCGUCCGUUGGCUGUGUGCAUUUCGCUACGUGGUGUUGCGUGUUGAAGGAGAGUGUGUCGGAAUUGACGGUGUGUGCGUGUGUUGUUGUUGGCCCAGCAAGCCUUCGAGACGGACCGGAGUCGGAAAACCGCAGUCUUGGAAAACGGUCGUGCUCGGAAUCAGUCUGCAUCGUAUCGGAACGUGAAACGAAUCGUGCUUAAAGUAGUCUGAACGAUACUUCAAGAAGAACGAGAUAUUCUGAGCAAAACGUGAGCUUUUAAGGUGAAGUGUUUCGAUAACUAGUGUUUGUGUGAUGAAUAGUUGAAGCCCCAGCGUGUGCACACAUGAUAGCGAAAAGAUUGUUUUGUGAAAUCAAACCCCAUCUGCAGCACCGCAAUCGAAUUCUGUGACCUUUGGUGGUAAAAGUUCACGUGCAAAAAUAGCAAUUCCAACAAAUAAAGCAAACUGUUUGUGAAGUGAGCGAAAGGACACGAGCUCAUCGUGAACGAAUCUUGGAGGAGAAUGCUUCUGGAGGCGGCCCACGGCAACAAUCACAACCCGCACCAUCUGCUGCAGCCACCCGUACCCCACCCGGUACACCACCCGGUACAUCAUCCCCUCCAUCCGCAGCAUCCACACUCGCAGGCCGCAGCAAUGGUGGCGGCGGUACAGGCGGCUGCCGCCCUCACGGCGGUAAAAAGUGCAACGAACUUCUCGAUCGCGGCCAUCAUGGCCCAGGGUACGAAUAAUGCGACCAACGGUAGCAAUCCGGCCGGAAAUACCACCGCCAGCAGUGAGCCAACACCGGCGGUCAACACACGGCUCGAGGAGGGCAAUUAUCGACCCCGAUCCCGCACGCCGGAACGUUCGUCUGAGGUAGCCGAAGAGGAAAUCAACGUCAAUGUGGAGGAUUGUAGUGAUUCGGAAGAGAGCACGGAACAGCCACGGGAAACACAUUCGCGCACGGCUUCCACACCGGCCAGCGUGUCCGAUGAGGAUCGUCUGUCACCCGAGAUCGCACAGAAAGCACCAAAAAUUGUUGGAUCUUGCAAUUCGGAGGAUCUGCGACCGGUUCAGUGUCAUCUGGAAACGAAAGAGCUGUGGGACAAAUUCAACGAGCUCGGUACAGAGAUGAUCAUCACAAAAACUGGAAGACGUAUGUUCCCAACAGUUCGCGUCUCGUUUUCCGGUCCGAUGCGUCAUCAAACUGCUGCCGAUCGGUACGCCGUGCUGCUUGACAUCAUUCCGCUAGACAACCGUCGCUAUCGUUACGCUUACCAUCGUUCGGCAUGGCUCGUGGCCGGAAAGGCUGAUCCACCUCCACCCGCUCGCCUGUACUCGCACCCGGACACCCCGAUCGGCCCGGACGCUCUCCGACGGCAGGUGAUCUCGUUCGAGAAGAUUAAGCUCACCAACAACGAGAUGGACAAGACGGGCCAGAUUGUGCUGAACUCGAUGCAUCGCUACCAGCCCCGGAUUCAUCUGGUGCGGAUCGGUCCGAACCAAUCGGUUCCUACGACACCGGCCGAACUUCAGGAGCUGGAUCACAAAACGUUCGUGUUUCCGGAGACGAUCUUUACGGCAGUGACGGCAUACCAGAACCAGCUAAUAACGAAGCUGAAAAUCGAUUCGAAUCCGUUCGCCAAGGGUUUCCGUGAUUCUUCACGGCUGAAUGAUUUCGAUCGAGAUCCAAUGGAAUCGUUCCUUCUGGAGCAACAUCUUCGCUCGCCGUUGCGGCUUUUCCCGGACCAGGUGAUGGCACAGCUGGGCGGCGGCGGAGGUCCACCCUCGAUGCAGUCGAACGAUCCGUCCGUACUGCUGGAGAAAGCCCGCCAACAGCUCCAUCUCUGGGGCAAUCCCCAGGCCGCCUACAGUGAACUAAUGCUGCAGCAGCUCUAUCAUCAACGGCCCAACUUUGGUCUCAACUUCGGUCCACUCUGGCAAAGCCAAUGGCCAACCCAGCUGCCGCCAGGUUUCCUGCCCAACGUUGCACCCCCACCAGCCCACACACCGGCCAUGCAAGGGGUGGCUGCUGCUGCUGCUGCCGCUGCCGCCGCCGCUGCAGCCGCCGCCAACUCCGGUGGCGGUGGAUCCAGUUCCUCAUCACCUUCGGCCGCUCCACCAUCGGGACCGUCUGUCUCGCCGGAAGUGCGACCGAAAUCGUUUGCCCGGUUCACACCCUACCAGAUCCCGCAGCAUCCUUCCUCGCCCGCACCCACCAGCCACCCGGGACAUCCGCAUCAUUCGCCUGCCACCCGGUCCGGGUCACCCGGCUCGUCUCGAUCUCCUUCGCACUAAACCCGGGGGAAUGCAUCAGUGGUAUGCGUGUAAGUGUGGAUAGGUGUCUGUGUCCGUGUGGUGUCUGUGUAUGAAUGUAUGUUUAUGGGCAUGUUUUCCGACUGGCGGCGGAAAAAUAAACCCCUGUACUGUGCGGAACACUCGUGAUAGUCGUCCGUGGAGCGCAUCCGCGGAAAGUGUAUUAGUAUUAGUGUGCACACCUAGAGAGGCUUCAGAAGAGACGGAAACAGUUAAGUUAGUGAGUUCGUUUAUAGUGGUUGUUUAUAAUAAGGAUUAGUUGUGCUAGCAGCAUCGACAUAACCAUCUCGUAGCCAAUGUUAAUCGUCAGCGUCGCGACUGAAGCUCGUUUAGUUUUCCUUUCUUCGACCUUACAACUCACCUAGAUAGUUGCGGGGAAGGGGUUAAGAACACGAACAGGAAUCUUCUUAUUCUUUUCCCCCAAGAGGGAGAGUGAUUGUAGCUUAAUGUUGUAAAUACUGUCCUGUCUUCUGUACAUAUGUACGCACCGCGGUGCACGUUAAGCGUUGCUCGCGUAUCAUAAAUCAUACGAAAAAUAAAAUCAUUAUUUAAAAAUCAUAGUCAAUAGAAAUGAA
Molecule: messenger RNA, 2944 nt
Organism: Anopheles stephensi (Asian malaria mosquito)
Lineage: Eukaryota; Metazoa; Arthropoda; Insecta; Diptera; Culicidae
Product: T-box protein H15-like
Exons: 5
Coding region: 576-2351 (591 amino acids)
Biological process (GO): heart development; positive regulation of DNA-templated transcription; cell fate specification
Cellular component (GO): nucleus
Molecular function (GO): DNA-binding transcription factor activity, RNA polymerase II-specific; RNA polymerase II cis-regulatory region sequence-specific DNA binding
Source: RefSeq, a predicted model, not a curated record